Telopea speciosissima is the source of this 339-nucleotide messenger RNA. RefSeq lists its product as uncharacterized. The record is from RefSeq and is a predicted model, not a curated record. The transcript has a single exon. Lineage: Eukaryota; Viridiplantae; Streptophyta; Magnoliopsida; Proteales; Proteaceae. Bases 1 to 339 code for a protein of 112 amino acids.
AUGUACAUAAAUGCUUUCGGAGCAGAGGAACUGAAGAGAGUUAUGUAUGCAAAGAGGAAGGCUGAACAAGAGCUCCCUCUCAUCCUUGCCAUGGAACUCAAGCUUGGUUCCUCCGUCUUCUUGGUCUCUGACCAGGCUGAAGACUCUGAUGUUGUUGGCUCCACCGUGUUCUGCCUUGAAACCGACGAUGUUGAUGGCUCUGUCAACAAAGGUGUGGCUGCCGGUGCUACAAUAAUCGGUGAUAUAUCUGAUGACGGUUACGGCGGAAUCUCAGGGUUAGGAAUCGCCCAGAAGCCCACCAACACCGCCUGGUCCCAACUCAUCGAUCUCCUGAUGUAA